AUGUACAACGGCGAUUCAGUAUGUUUGCCGAUGUACAACGGCGAUUCAGUAUGUUUGCCGAUGUACAACGGCAAUGCAAACUUGGAGAGCUUCGGCCAUGGAAUUUCUCAUGUGGGCGAAGUUCUUCACGUUCUCCUGGCGUUUGUCAAUCAGCGCUCCCAUGUAUAUGUGUGUGACUUCGUGUGUGACUUCGUGCCAUUGAAUGUGGAGAGUUUUGACCAUGGAAGUUCUCAUGUGGGCGAAAUUCUUCACAUUCUCCUGGCGUUUGUCAAUCAGCGCUCCCAUGGUUCGUCUCCUGUGCUGUCGGAGCAGGAUGGAAGGCUGUCACCGAAUGCAAUCGAGAAGUACAGGAAGGAUUUCUGGGAGAAGCUUCUACAACUUGAAGCAGAAGGUGUAACGGAGGAAUUGCCUUACGUAACAGAACUACACGUCGAGGAACCUGAGGAAGUUGUCAAAAGGCGAAUUUCAAAGAUGAAGGAGCAAGAGAAUGUUCCUGAUGAAAAAGAUAGGUACAAAGUGGAUCUUUCUGUAAUGCACGGCAACCGACUCCCACUUUUGCUGACAUCAUUGAAAGGAAGAACAUGGUUCCCAGGGAUAACGUCACCAUUCUACUUCUUGGGAGCCAGGGGUACAGCAUUUGCCAUGCAUUGUGAAGACAUGGACUUGGUUUCGAUCAACCUAAGCCUCGGAGGUUACCCAAAAAUUUGGUACGGGAUUCCAAUGGAACACUUGGCGCAGUACGAAGCAGUACUGAAACUUCAUCUUGGUGCAGGUGCUUGUGAUGUGCCAGCAAGACACAAGCACUUUUUAUUUGCGGAGGGUUUCCUGCACAAAUACGGGAUCAAACCUGUAAUAGCUGUCCAGCAUCCUUGGGAAAUGAUAGUAACAUUUCCUAAGGGACAUCACGGUGGCUUCAACACAGGCUUCAACUGGAAUGUUGCAGUAAAUUUUGCCCCUGAAUUUUGGGUUGAUUACGGAAUAGCAGCUGUGAACUGCUCUUGUGAAACUGCGGUAAACAUUCGAUUUUCAAUGGAACCUUUUGUUCGACGUUUACGACCAUCUAUGUACAAAGACUGGCUGUUUGGAAAGAUGACCCAAACCCCUGAUGAGUGGACGCAAAGACGGGAUUUGAGAGCGUGUGGGCUGAGUAACAAACAUGUAAAAACCCCAACGCUCAGUGAUUUGAAACUCACAAAAAUACCAAGAACCGAAGCUGCCUGGGCAUUAGCUGAGGACGUUUCACCGACAGAGGUGCAUCUACUACGUUUGCUACAGGAGAGAAUCAAGUUCUUGGAUGGAAAGGUCACAGAUCUGUUGGGUCGUGGGCCGAACAAACCAGACACAGUGUCCUGUGAUCUCCUAGAUGUCAUUCAGGAAGAAGCAGAAAAUCGGAUGAUACGACGACUACAGGGUGCAAUGUUGAAAGUGAAGCGGAAAUCGAAAAAGAGAAGACGUCAAAUUGAAGAAUCAACUGAAAUUGAAGAAAUCAAUUUGACAGAACUUCGCCGGGAAUGCGUGAAUAUAGUCAAAGUUGAACAAGAUAAUGAGCCACGGACGGAAGAUGACAUCGACACGGAAGUCGUCAGCGUAGAUUCAAUGGAAGGAAUUGUUGAAGAAGAGACCGUGCUUAAGGGAAUUUCUUCAGAAAGUGUCCAGGAUGUGCCAGCGUCAGAACCACAUGAAGAUGUUCACCGGCUAUUGAAAGUCGGAAGGGAAGCGUCCAUUGAAAAAGGCGAGAAAUAUAAUAUCGUGGUUAAUGAAGAGAACGUCAAUAACGCAUCAACCUUGUCAGAAGCAUUACAGGAGGUUCUGGACGUACAAUCGCUGGACGGACAUUCUACUUCAUCAAGCAAAGAUCUCCGUGAAAGUGUUCCGGUCGGAAACGUGAUGGAUGGUGAAGAACGUAAGGGGAAGAAGAAAUUAAAAAGUCAAAUCAGCGACAAGUGCAAAUCUGCGAAGGGAAAUGAUAUACGCGAGGAUACCUCAAACGAUUUAUUCACGGAAUUUACACCACUGAGGUACACAACGGAGAAGAAGAAACCUACUGCAUCAACGAAGUUUAACAUGCCUUUGUCUGAA
Notodromas monacha is the source of this 2079-nucleotide messenger RNA. The record is from the annotation of a GenBank genome assembly. NCBI's taxonomy places the organism in Eukaryota, Metazoa, Arthropoda, Ostracoda, Podocopida, Cyprididae.